Messenger RNA from Maylandia zebra (zebra mbuna), 3543 nucleotides. Its product is annotated as transforming growth factor beta-3 proprotein. Gene Ontology annotation, biological process: transforming growth factor beta receptor signaling pathway; regulation of cell population proliferation. The record is from RefSeq and is a predicted model, not a curated record. Gene Ontology annotation, cellular component: extracellular region. Gene Ontology annotation, molecular function: cytokine activity; growth factor activity; transforming growth factor beta receptor binding. Lineage: Eukaryota; Metazoa; Chordata; Actinopteri; Cichliformes; Cichlidae.
UGAACACCACUUCAAAUACCUUCGUAAACAAACAAAUGUGGGCUGGAGCUUAAAUUGUCCCUGCUGUUUGAUGGGCCUGCCCGUGAAACUUGCUUAUUAUGUCAGAGUUGAUGACUGGAGCGUUGCAUUCACUGCCCGCUUACGUUUUGGGCGCUCCCGGGGACCCUCCUCCAUCAAAACGUCAGAAACGACCGCUAUAAAGCUCAUGUGAGGCCAUACCGACCGCUCAGAGUCGCAUAUACCUCGUUAACGGGACAACCUGCGGUCUGCCUCCUCUGAGACAAUAAGGCGGCUCCACAUUUAAGUGAUACAGACUUAGAGGAGAAGUGUGCCAGGCCACCGGAUAAAUCUGCUGGAGUGAGUACAAGUAUGCAAAAGACCAGAUUGCUUGUUUCUACGGAUCAGUUUCAUAUAUGUGGGAGAGCGUCUUUUUCGGGACUUUGAAUUGAGUUGUGUCUAAUGGGCGAACACAAAAUUGGAUUUCCGCAGGCGAAGGGGACAAGAAAACGAAACAAGCGAGGAGUUUUUAAGCAUUAGUUUCCAAGGGAAGUUUAGAGAAGCACAAGAAGAACCAUAGGUCACAGGACUGUGAUUUUGACGGAUAGUUGACACGGACCCUGGUAGUCCUCCACACAUUUCAACCAUCGAGCGAACAAAUGCAGAGAGAAAGAUGCAUUUGGGCAAGGCUUUACUGUUUGUCAUCCUCCUCAACUGCGCAACUUUGAGCUCAUCCCUGUCAACUUGUGCCACUGUGGAUAUUGACCAUGUGAAAAGGAAGAGGGUCGAGGCGAUACGGGGUCAAAUUUUGAGCAAACUUCGGCUGACUAGUCCUCCACAAUCCCUUGGACCGAGUAAAAUCCCCUAUCAAAUCCAAGCGUUGUAUAACAGCACCAAGGAGCUACUGGAGGAGUUGGGGAGGGAUCGGCAGCAGAGUUGCGGUCAAGACAACACAGAGACAGAGUACUAUGCCAAAGAGAUAUACAAAUUCAACAUGGACAACGGACCGCCGGAGAACAACGAUCUGUCUUACUGCCCAAAAGGCAUUACUUCUAAGGUUUUCCGUUUUAACAUCUCCGCCAUGGAGAGGAACGCCACCAACCUGUUCAGAGCAGAGUUUCGAGCGCUGAGAGUUCCAAACUCGACUGCCAAGAGGAAUGAACAGCGGAUUGAGCUCUACCAGAUCGUGAGGCGAAAUGAACACAUUAGAAAGCAGCGCUUCAUUGGAGCCAAGAAUGUGCUGACCAAAGGUACCGCAGAAUGGAUUUCCUUUGAUGUGACCGAAACAGUGCGGGAGUGGCUGAUGAAGAGAGGAUCUAAUAUGGGUUUGGAAAUUAGUGUCCACUGUCCAUGCCACACCUUCAGCCCAAAUGGCGACAUCAUUGACAAGGAAAGUGAGGUCCUGGAGGUCAAGUUUAAAGGUAUUGAUGAAGAGGAGGAGCACAGUCGCUUGGAUCUGGAUCACUUGAAGAGGAAAAUGGAACAGAAUCUCCCUCAUCUCAUCCUCAUGAUGAUCCCACCCCACCGCCUGGACACUCAGUCAACACGCCGACGCAAGAGAGCGCUGGACACAAACUACUGUUUCUCAAACACGGAGGAGAGCUGCUGUGUUCGCCGGCUGCACAUUGAUUUCCGCCGUGAUUUGGACUGGAAGUGGAUCCACGAGCCCAGUGGUUACGAUGCCAACUACUGCUCUGGGCCAUGCCCUUACCUGAGGAGCUCAGACACAACGCACAGCUCGCUGCUGAGCCUCUACAACACUCUGAAUCCAGAGGCAUCCGCCUCCCCCUGCUGUGUCCCCCAAGACCUGGAACCCCUCACUAUACUCUACUACUCUGGACGGACACCUAAAGUGGAGCAACUCUCCAACAUGAUUGUCAAGUCUUGCAAGUGUAGCUGAGAGGACAUGAAUGUGAGGCAGUGUGGCAGGAUUUUACUCGGUACAGACCAAACCCAUGCAUGACUUUUGGACUUUUAGCUGUGACAAAUACUUAAACUGUGGCCUCAUGGCUUAGAUUUGAAGACCACUCAGGAGGUGGCACAUUUUUAACGAUGCAGAUUUUCUCAAAAAACAAAAAACCCCAAAACAAACAAACUUGAUAUUUUGAUACUAAUUUUUAUUGUUUCCCUCAAUUGGUUCUGGUUGACAAGUAAAGUAGUUUAAUUUGAAUCUAACUAAAAAAAUAGUCCCAAAUAAGACUUGAGCUUAAAAUAUUUCCCCCUAUAUUUGUGAGGAUGGACAACAUACUUUAGAGGCUAGAUUGACAAGGGCACCUAUUUGUGACAAAAUGAAAGAAAUUAAAAUAAAAACAACAAAAAAACUAACUAUAGCUGCUUCAUUGAUAAUUACUCAAAGAGGGCUACGUUGUAGUAUUUUUGUGUAACUCUUUCUUGAAUCUAGCCUUGAUUUUACAUUGUUAGUCGUCACAAAUAUAGACAGGUCUCUUCUUUCAGGCCCAAUUUUCCCUUAAACUUGCCUUAAAUUCCCUUCACUUCAAACAGUGGGCAUUAUCUUCAAACACAAAAGGAGAAAGGACAGACUUGCUGCUGUAUCCAAAGCCAUAGCUGUGGUCAGGGAAAAGGAGAGCUGAGAGAGAAUGCCUGCUGGAUUUGCAAUGGAAAGUCAAUGAACAAAGAAGGUUGAGCCAAGCUUUUCUUUUUUUGGCCAGCCAGCAGCAAUGGUCUCGUUUUUAUUUUUUUUUCUCGGUGAAUCUAUUAAAACGAAUGGAAGAAGAAGAAGAAGAGGGGACCUGUAUGGAAGGGAAGAACUGUGAUGGAAACUAGCCACGAGCACACUGCCAUUCACUGGAAGUUUUCAUCUUUAACAGGUUCACAUUAUUUUUGGGACAUCAAAGAAUAUACUGGAAAAGAACACGUGUUAUGCAACAGGUUUUUAUGAGACUUCUUUUACAUUAAUAGCAGAUUUAGUCUGUUAUGCAACUUGUCGUAUAGUGAUUGUUUCACUAACUGGGAAGAAGAUUGACGUGUAACAGUUUUAUAUUAAACUGUGGGUACUGUUACAUUUCCUUUGUGAUUUAGAAAGAAUAUGCAACAUUAUUGUCCAUAUAGGAGUUUAACCUGUUAUGUGGAAUCCCCUUAUUUGUCUGACUAAAGGCCAUUUUUUUAGUGCAGCUGUUUUCUUCUAUUUCUUUUGUCUCCUGUCAACUCACCUGUCACCCUUCACUCCAGCCCGCUGACAAGGAAUUUACAUGUGCAGUCUGGGCUUCCCAAAACAUUGCAGUCUUUCAUUCCCUUUUGCUCUGUCUCUGUUUGUUUUGGUGCUCUCUUACAGUGUGAAGUCCUAAUGGAACAGAAAUGAAGAGGGAGUGGAGGAAAAGUUAUAACAUGACAGUGGCCUGAUGUACAGUUAGACCUCAUUUUCUCCAACUCAUUUCUGAAUCCCUGUACUGUUUGACAUUUGCCCAAUCGCAGUCAUCUAGCUUUUAGGUGACAUUUACAUCAUGUUGUUGUUUUUUUGUUUGGUUUUUUUGGCAGUCAUGUUGUUUGAUAAAAUGAUUGUUAUUAAAAAGACAUCAUGCAAAAAUC